This is a messenger RNA of Musca domestica (house fly), 2596 nucleotides long. It is a transcript of the gene Sclp, whose product is annotated as leucine-rich repeat-containing protein 20. Lineage: Eukaryota; Metazoa; Arthropoda; Insecta; Diptera; Muscidae. The coding region runs from base 350 to 1069 and encodes 239 amino acids. Gene Ontology annotation, molecular function: protein binding. The transcript is spliced from 4 exons. The record is from RefSeq and is a predicted model, not a curated record. Gene Ontology annotation, cellular component: extracellular matrix.
GAGCUUUUUAAACAUUUGAAAAACGGAAGACUUACCAAGCGGUUUGUAACUGAAAAAACAGAAACUAAAACAAAAAUAAGUAAAAUAAAUUAUUUCAAAGAAGAAUUUAUUAAAUAAUUAAUUUCGCAAUAAUAAAAAGCAAAACCAGUGCAAAUGUUUUAUAGGCAAACUUUUUAAAGUGCAAUAUAAUUAAAAAAACGAACAAAUUUUCUUAUAAAUAUUUUCUCAAUUGUGAAAAUUGUUAUUGGAAAAGUAAAAUAAAAAUAAAAAAAAAAAUUGUGAACAAACGAAAAACAAAGAAAGAAAUUUAAAUAAAUCUUUUUAAAAACCAUAAGAAACUCCAAUCAAAAUGCGUCCCUUCGGAAACGACAUCACUAAUAUUGCCAACAAUGGCAAUAACGGUAAUAACGGAAACAAUAAUAACAAUAACAACAACAAUAAUAACGGAAAUAAUGCUGUUGAUAUCCCCAUGGUGGAAGAUCCUCGGGUCCCACCCCACAUUGCUAGAAUUGGUGGUAUUGUCACAUUUUCACCUGUAGCUGGCCAAGGAGUUAUUCGUGUUGUGGGACGCUGCGAAGAUGCCAAAGAGAAUAAUAUGUUGGAUUUAUCCGAGUGUGAAUUGAUGCAAAUACCUGAUGCUGUCUAUCAUUUAAUGCGCAACACAGAAUUAAAGACAUGUGAUCUCAGUGGCAAUGUGAUUAAGAAGAUUUCACCAAAAUUCGCUUUGAAGUUCACACUUAUAACAGAAUUAAAUUUAUCACACAACCAUUUGAGCAAAUUACCAGAUGAAUUGGCAGAUUUGAAUAAUUUGGCCAAAUUAAACAUUUCACAUAAUUCAUUUAUUGUGUUACCACCGGUGGUAUUUAAAAUUCCCAAACUACGAGAAUUAGAUGCCAGUCAUAAUGCCAUAAUUGAAAUCGAUACCGAUGAAAUUAUCACCAGCGAUAAUUUGGAAGUGGUCGAUCUGCGUCACAAUCCCUUGGGCCGCACAUGCCAUCGCCGGCUGAAAAACAUUGAAACGCCAUUCCGUUUGGAAAUAUCGGAAUAUAAUGAAGAUGAAGACUGGUAAAAAAAUGUAACAACAAAAUACGCUGUGUAUAUACCUACAUAUGUAUAUUAGAUAUUGUCAGUGACAAUGACAUUUAUUGAAACAAAAAAAAAUAUCUCAAUGUUAAGGAGGCAUUAUUACUUAGAUACACACACACUUAUGAAUUACGAAAAAACUCAUAAUAUACUCGUUACAUUUUUACACACAAUACCUUCAUCACAGAAAUUCUUCAUUAUAUAUCACAAAAAAAUAUGUAUAAAAUGACACCUGAUCAAUUUUAGUUGUUUAAGUUUACUUAGACUUAAGAAAAUGUAUUCAAUUCCCAUUUGUGAUGGGAAAACAAAUUACUUGCCUUAAAACACAUGAAAAUGUUCAGAAGAAAUUGUAUGGAUCUUAAAUGUUCAACACAUAGAAAAUUUAUUAGAUUUUUUCCAUGACAAAUAUUAGAUUGGUUUAAUGACCAAGAGAUCUUAAUGUCCAACUAGAAAAAUUGAUAUUUAUUAAAUGCAAUGAAGCACAUCUUGGCUGACCUUAAAUAUGAACAAGAAACCUAGAACUAAAUAGGUAUACCACUGCACAAUAUUAACUCCAUAUGGCAAAAUGACAUCUUUGCGGAUCACAUUCAUUAUGACUGACUUUUCAAUGUAGUGGGAAAACUAUUCGUGGUGCAAAGAUUGCAAAAGUGCAUCAGAUAGCACUGACAAAAAUCACAUCAUACGCAAACUUUUUGGAAACCCUAUUCAAUAUACAGUAUAAAUAAAUCCUAUACUUAGUUCAUGGUAGAACUUAGAAGGUAAAAUCUUGCAAUCAUAUGUUUAAAUUUUUUUUCAAAAUUAUUUCACAAAAUCGGCGAUGGGUACUAUUUUUUGAGCAGUGAAAUUUGAGAAGGUAAAUUACAGAAAAUGCACAGCUGGGAAGGCUCAUUUGAAAUAAGGUUACCUUUAUUUCAUUGUGCCAUGAUAUAGUUUACAUUUUCUUUAAAACUUAAUAAAAAAAAAGCAGAGAAAAAGAGUACCUCUCAACAUUGAAUGAAAUUUGGUUCUAAUUUUGCAUUACGUAGUUACAAGGUCGCAAAUAAUUUAUAAAAUAUAUUUACAUAUCAAUUGUUCGAUCUAUUUGGAUUCUUAAAAUGAGAAGAAUCUCAAAACGUAUAUCAAAACUAAGAAAAUAAAAUUUCCUUGCAUUUUUUUUUUCAAAAAUAUGAGUUUUAAAUUUGUUCUCAGCAAUAAAAGAAUUUUUGAUAUAAAUUUUCACUGACAGAUGGUAUGACAUACAAUUUCUUCGUAUUAUUGUACUAUAAAGUAUUGUAUAUGUGUUUUGUAAAUUUAAUUUAUUAAUUAUAAGCAAGAAAAGAAGAAAAUCAAAAAAAAAAAAAAAAAAACGAAACAAAUAAUAUAUCCAAAGAUAACUUACUAACACUUUUUGUACUUACAAUGUCUCAGCACAUAAAACCUCAUCAUAUGAGAUUCUCUCUAUAAUUAUUAUUAUUUUAAACCAACUGAUUUGUUUUAUUUUACUAUGAACUGUGAUUGUCAUCUGAUUAGCAAA